Messenger RNA from Prunus armeniaca (apricot), 1419 nucleotides. Lineage: Eukaryota; Viridiplantae; Streptophyta; Magnoliopsida; Rosales; Rosaceae. The record is from the annotation of a GenBank genome assembly.
AUGGGAUGCCUUUGUAACUUCAAGAUUAGGGAGAAACUUGAGUACAAUCAUCGAUUGUCUCGAAAAGGAUAUGCUGGUUUGGAGGAUCAAUUGGAGGAAACCAUGCCUGGGGUAGAAAUUGAUCGAUCUACCUUAUGGAAGAAAGCUAGACAGGACAAACAUGGUAACAUCCCAGAUCCAAAGGUGGCAGAGAAAGCAAAAUUAAUUGAUGAAUUGCAAAAACAAGUGGCUGAAGGCAGUCUUAGUGUAUCUGGCAGUAAUGAUGUGUUGACCUUGGCUUUGGGUCCGAGCAUCCAGGGAGAUGUAAGAAUUGUCGUUCAAGAAGUGACUAAGAAGAUGGAAGCUAGAUCAAGGGAAGAGACUUUAAGGAUGGAGGCUAGAACCAAGCAAUUGGUAGAGGCUGAGAGGGAACAUUUACUAAGUCAGCUUUCCCAACUCAUCCCCAAUUUUGAUCCAAGCAUGCUUAAACCGAAAACUAGCCCCUGUCAAAACCAAGGUGUAGAGCAAAGUCCCAAAAAUCCAAUGUCUGACAAAGCAAGCUGUUCUGGGGCUGAUGUGAGAUCCCUACAUUUAGAGGAUGAUACUGCCAAAAAUGGGGAACAACAGGAAGAAACGAAAAUCAAGAUGAAGAGAAGAAAGAAGAAAAAAAAGAUGAAGAGAAGAAGGGAGAAAAAAAAAGAUGAAGAGAAAGAGAAAAAUGAUGAAGAGAAGAAAGAAGAAAAACAAGAUGAAGAAAAGCAUGAAGAAGAGGGUAAUGAAGAAGUUGAUUAUUCAAAUCUGGAGGUGCCAUCUUCCUUACAAUCCCUUUGUCAUUAUGUGGAAACGACACUAAAGCCUCAGGAGAAGAUCAUGACCUUCACAAUUGAGAAGGAGGUGUUUGGUGCAGAUCGCAGUACCUUCGUCUUGCCUGAAGAUAUUACACAAUUUGCAGGCAUGGAAGAAAUUGGGGCUACUGUGGUUGCAGUAUAUAUGAGUUGCUUAAAUGAUUGUUUGAGAGAAGCAAAUAUGUGCACCAUGGUUGGCUUUAUCGACCCUGCUCAAGUUAGUGCCAACGCUGGGUCACUAACUGACAGAUCACGAAUUGUAGCCAGUCGACUUCAGAAAACAGAUGGUGAACAGAUUUUCAUGAUGCCUUACAAUCCAGGCCGUCAUUGGGUCUUGCUGAUUGUGAGAGCAAAGAGGGAAACCGUCUAUUUUCUGGAUCCUCUGCCUGGAAAUCGUGUGGUUGAUGAGGAGGGCCAAAACAUUGUGAACAGUGCUUUAAAAAUUUAUAAUUCCCACAUAGGCAGACCAGGCCGUAAAGCACCAAUUUGGGAAAACUCUGCCAGGCACACCAAAGCAACCCAGCAGUGUCGAAUGCGGGUAUUAUGUGAUGCGCUUCAUGAGGGACAUCAUCAUGGAUCCUUCCUUGGAGUUUGA